AUGGCUAUGAGACCACAAUAGAGGUUGGCCAUCUUCUAUUGAGUGUUGUUUGGAUGUAUUCCAAGAAGGUUGAUUGUCUCUUCCAUGACUGCCGUACCGUCAAUGAUAUGAUUAAGGCCUUUGAUGCCCAAAAGCACCUUGUUGAUUUGCCUGUUAAUAAAAAACAAGCACCACUUCAAGCUAUUACUCUUCCAGAGACACUUGAUCUUGAUGUCUUCCAAGAUAUGACAGAUGUUUUGCAUCCUGAUUCGGGAGACCAACCAAUGGAUGAGGAUUUCAUCCUUCAUCCUGCCAUGGAUGCCAAUUUCCAAGGCGUAGAACAGAAUUCAACGGCAGCUUUUCAAGAUCCUGGUCCAAAUAAUCAGACUGAAGAACCUAAUGUCAUUUUUUAUGACAGUUUCCCUCAAGAUUUUCCAGAAAUUGAAGUCAGGCGUGAUGCAGUCCAUGAUAUUAGCAAUGAAGGCCUGCCUCCAAGGCAUCCAGAUCAGAGAUAUGAUGUGACUGAAACAACAGCCUCGUUGGAAAAAAAUUUGGAUAAUAAGGGGAUUCAUACUCGAAGUCUCAUGAGCUUGUUGACUUCUGGAGGAGAGUCUAUGCCAUUUCAUGGGCCACCAACCUCUGCUUCUCUAGAGUCCUCUGGGAUUUUCUUUGUUUCAGAGUUUCGUUGUUUCUGUGCCUCAGCACAUGAAUCGCCUCAACUUACCGUUCAACUGUCUCCACCAGUACAGCUGCCAAAAACGAGACGUAGACCACAGAGGAGGAAAAUGGAUAGGUCUGUGAAGAAGGCAUGUAAAGAUCCUAGCAAUCUAUUACAGAAGAGAAGGAAAGUCCAUCCCUCUGCCUUGGCUGUUGGCAACCCAAAUAACUGUCUUAGAAGGGAAAAGGAAACUGAAUGUCUUCCAGAUGAUCAAGACAGUGCUUAUGACAAUAUUUUACAUGAAUUUGAGCCCUCCCCUUCUAGGCUGCUGCCUUCUCCUGUAAGGGGUCAUUCAUCUCCACUAUCAAUUAGCGGUUCUGCUGAGGCAGAUGAUCUUUACUUUCUUGAAGCAGAUAAUAAUUCCCCAAAUGCAUGCUUAUUGCAGAAUCCCAAGCCGGUCAAGGACUUAUUCCUUAUCUGUGAGAACGAGAGCAGUGGCUUAAUAUUUGAAGAGGCAGCCGCCCAUCUCAGAAAACUUAACUGUAGAUCUCAGUUUGAACAAGACGUUAGAAGGAAAAACAAGAAGUUAUGUGCUCGAAUGUUUUACCAGACAUUUGUGUAUUUCAGAAGACUCAAACCUCUAACUGUGAAAUUUCCCUGAAAUAAAAUAGAGGGUUCUCAUACUAGUGCUUUCUAUUUCCCAAAGCAGCAAUAAUUUAAUUUUUUAUUUCUUGUGAUAUUAUGCGUCCCUGAUAAUCUGAUAUUGAUAGACCAAAUACAGGUUUUUAAAGAGUUAUGGGCUUAUUGAUGUACAACAAGAAAGAGCAUAUGAAGAAAUCACUUCCAAGUUGAACCCAAUGCUUUCUGAGCCCCAAAUAUGAGAAUGGAAGUUUACCAAACGAGGGAUUU
Rubroshorea leprosula is the source of this 1546-nucleotide messenger RNA. The record is from the annotation of a GenBank genome assembly. NCBI's taxonomy places the organism in Eukaryota, Viridiplantae, Streptophyta, Magnoliopsida, Malvales, Dipterocarpaceae.